Molecule: messenger RNA, 4157 nt
Organism: Cyprinus carpio (common carp)
Lineage: Eukaryota; Metazoa; Chordata; Actinopteri; Cypriniformes; Cyprinidae
Product: serine palmitoyltransferase 2-like
Biological process (GO): sphingosine biosynthetic process; ceramide biosynthetic process
Cellular component (GO): serine palmitoyltransferase complex
Molecular function (GO): pyridoxal phosphate binding; serine C-palmitoyltransferase activity
Source: RefSeq, a predicted model, not a curated record
UUCCGGUAUGCGGAGGCUGGAAUUUCAGGUUUCUCUCUAGUGUGUUUCGGGGUAACGGUGACGCGCGUCGCCCUGAUCACCGACUCUUUUCCAUCUUUCCGUCUUCAUUCAUUUGAUUGCAUGCUUUUAGUCUUAGAUAAGUAUGACUGAGAGCGCGGGGAAUAAAAAUGAGGAUUGUCAUGCAGCGAAUGGUGUGAAACCAGGAAGAAAUGGCAUGGUGAAGAACCAUCAUCACCAUCAUCAGUGUCAAAAGCAGGAGGAGGUUUACCAUGCUGCAUGCAAUGGAGCGCUUUACAGCAGGCCGUUCAUCGAGUCCUUUGAGGAAACUCCCAUGCUGGUCGCCGUGCUCACGUACAUGGGCUACGGCAUCCUCACGAUCUUUGGAUAUCUGCGGGAUUUCAUGAGGGAGUGGAAAAUAGAAAAAUGCCACAUAGCCAGAGAAAGGGAGGAGCAGAAGGACUUUGUUCCACUUUAUCAAGAUUUUGAGAAUUUCUACACGAGGAAUUUAUACAUGAGGAUUCGGGACAGCUGGAACAGGCCCAUUUGCAGUGCUCCUGGGGCCACGUUUGACCUCGUUGAGCGCAGUUCCAAUGAUUACAACUGGACCUUUGAGUACACUGGGCGAGUGGUGAAGGAUGUGAUAAACCUUGGCUCGUACAAUUAUCUGGGCUUUGCAGAGAACACAGGCGCCUGUGCCACAGCUGCUGGAGAGGUGACAGUGAAAUUUGGGGUGGGCAUGGCCAGCACCAGACAGGAAAUGGGCAACCUCGACAGGCAUGAAGAGUUGGAGAAACUGGUGGCAUCAUUUCUGGGAGUGGAGUCGGCUAUGGCUUUCGGCAUGGGGUUUGCAACCAACUCCAUGAACAUUCCUGCGUUAGCUGGCAAGGGAUGUUUGAUUCUAAGUGACGAGUUGAACCAUGCCUCUCUGGUACUGGGAGCCCGGCUGUCCACCUCCACCAUCCGGGUUUUUAAACACAAUAAUAUGCAGAGCCUGGAGAAGUUGCUCAGAGACGCUAUCGUUCAUGGCCAGCCUAGAACACAUCAACCCUGGAAGAAAAUCCUCAUUCUUGUGGAGGGCAUCUACAGUAUGGAGGGCUCCAUCAUACGGCUGCCAGAAGUUAUAGCCCUGAAAAAGAAGUACAAGGCCUACCUUUACCUGGACGAGGCUCACAGUAUCGGGGCAUUAGGACCCUACGGUCGAGGGGUGGUGGAUUAUUUUGGACUGGACUCCAAAGAUGUAGACGUCAUGAUGGGCACCUUCACAAAGAGCUUCUGUGCUGCUGGUGGAUACAUAGCAGGGAGGAAGGAUUUGAUAGACUACCUGCGAACUCAUUCUCACAGUGCAAUUUACGCCACCUCUAUGUCGCUUCCUGUCGUGGAGCAAAUCAUCACUUCUAUGAAGUGCAUUAUGGGGAAGGAUGGAACGACAAUAGGCCGUUCACGUAUCCAGCGGUUGGCUGAAAACACAGUCUAUUUCCGUAGGAGACUGCAGGAGAUGGGAUUCAUCAUCUAUGGCAACAAUGACUCACCUGUGGUACCCAUGAUGCUCUACAUGCCCGCCAAAAUUGGGGCGUUCGGUCGGGAGAUGUUGAAGAGAAAUAUUGGAGUAGUGGUGGUGGGCUUCCCAGCCACGCCGAUCAUAGAGUCCAGAGCCCGCUUCUGUAUCUCUGCGGCCCACACCAAGGAAAUGCUGGACAGGGCGCUGGAUGUGAUCAGUGAAGUAGGCGAUCUGCUGCAGCUGAAGUAUUCGCAGCACAAAGUUCUUCCCUCGCUGGACCGGCCCUUUGACGAGACCACAUAUGAGGAGAACGAAGAGUGAAAUAUACUUCCUAUCUGAACCAAAUGUGCACUGCUCAUCUACUGCUCUCCAAAAGGAAGCAGUGAACCACUUAAUAAAUAUAUCUUUUUUUAAACUUAGGUAUAUCAUCUUUAUUUUAAUACAUGAAGCUCUGAACGACCAAACACUGAUACUUUUAGAAAAAGGAAAAAAAGGCUUUCUUUUGUCACUUGCCAGUUUCCUCUACUGCAUUUGUCACCUCAGUUUCAUUUUGACGUGAGGUUUGGGGUCUGUUUUUAACUCGUUGUGGCAUUCGUUUAGGGAAAUAAAUAUUUUGAUUUUUCUCUGCCAGCCACAGGAGGCUUUGAGCUGCUUGUGUUCUUGCUAAAGCCAUAUGUCACUGCAGCCUUCGAAACCAUUUUUGUGUACAAAGACCAUAGAGACAUUUUAUUUUUUCUCUAGUAAGUCAGAACAGACUGGUAGCGAACCCAUAAUUCCGAGGAUCCUGACCUAUGAAAGGAAUUACAGGUUCUUCUUAUUGCAUUGUCAUUACAUUCACUGUGUUGAAAACCUCCACAACUUGGCUCUCUUUUUGUUGUUGUUUCCACAGAUUUUGACUUGCGGCCUGCUCUGGUUUCUUGCUUCAAUCUGGCUAUGGUUUUUCUUUUUACCAGGAUAUUUAUUUUUUCAUUGAGAUACAAAUCAUGGAGGGUGAAGCUGGUUAUGUCUGAGGGAAGUAGAAACAUGCAUACUUAUCAAAUUUUCACCUCUGAGGAAACUUGGAUGAAAUGCAUUAUCUCCAAACCUGCAGCGCAAGUUGUGCGGUAGGAUUCCAAAACCUUGUAGAAACUACAACUUAAAAAGAAUCAUUCAUCCAAAAAUGAAAAUUUGCUUAAAGUUUACUUUCUGAUAGGCCAUCCAAGAUGUAGAUGAGUUUGAGUUUUUGUUUUUUUAAUCGAUUUGAUGAAAUGUAGCAUAUCACCUGCUCACUAAUGGAUCCGCUCCAGUGAAUGGGUGCCGUCACAAUGAGAGUCCAAACAGCUGAUAAAAACAUCACAAUAAUCCACAACCAAUCCUCAUGACUCCAAGUCCAUCAAUGAAUUUCUUAUGAAGUGAAAAGCGGUGUGUUUGUAUGAAAUCCAUCAAGCCAUUUUAACUUUAAACCAUCACUCCCAACUAAAAUAUGAGUCCUCUAUCCAUAACGUUACCUCCAGUGAAAAAGCCCAUUCCCUGUUGUCCUCUCACACCAACUUAUUUUUUAGAACCGUUUUGGAUUGAUUUUGCUUAAAAUCUGCUUAAUCUGUGCAUAUUUUUCAACCUUUUUGAAAUAUUGAAAGCAUUAUUAUGGAUAGAAGAUGCAUAUUUUAGCUGGAAGCAACCAUUUGAAGUUAAAAACAUUUGAACUGACAAUGAAUUUAUUACAAACAUGCAGCUUUUCGAUCCACAAGACAUGAAUUGUGGCUGAGGCUGAGUAAAUUUUCAGCAACUUAAAUUUUUGGAUGAUCUAUUCAGUGACUUGCGACCUCUGAUAACUAUUUUAAUAGUGACUUAUUAGUGUAUGAGUGCAAUGGCAUGAAUAACUAAUAAGUUUGCUCUCUCUAAAGAGUUUUCAUUCUGUAGUUGUAUAAGCUUUGCUCUAUAUUGUUGUCUUAUGAUUUCCAAAGUCUUUUAACACUUUUCAGCAUUCAUAAAAGGAGCUUUAUUUUAUGUAUAUGGUUCUUUAAUGUACAUAUUUAUUUAUUAUUCAAGUUUCAUAUCUUUUAUUGUUUGGAGAAGUGUACUUUUAUCAUCAACGGCAGCUCCAGAUAUCCUCUUAUAUGCACAUGCAUGAUGUGCAUGCUCUCACUGCACAUACUACUGAUGAGUAUUUUUUAUAUAAUUUUAAUAUUCCCAGCAAAGCAUGUGGGAUGUAAUCGCUGAGUCUGCUGGUUUAUGACGUUUUAAAGGUGCUGAACCGUACACUUCUGUUUUGUGGAUUCUGUUGCUUUGGUCCUGUGGGGUAGAACAAGUCUUUUACAACAUCAAAAUCCAGGGAUAUUUCUUUUUAACCAUUUUUAACCUGUGUUCCUUUAUAUGCUACCAGAGAAGUAACUACACAGACUGAGAGAUGUUUUAAAAUAGCAAGAAACAAUCAUAUAUUUUUUUUCUUGAUAAUAUAAAAACUGACAUUUAAGGAAGAUUAAUCCAACUAUGAAGACUUAUUGUUCAUAUAAAACACGUUUUACCAGUACAUUCACUGUAUGUGUUGUAAUAUGACUUGGACUUUGCUGCCUGUAGUGUAUACAGUUUUUAAGACCUUCUUUUCAAUCAAAGUACACUGUGGGCUUCAUCAGUUCAAGAGUUGUUUCACUCCUAAGGAAAUUAAAUUACUUUGACUAAA